This is a messenger RNA of Sitodiplosis mosellana (orange wheat blossom midge), 4315 nucleotides long. RefSeq names its product structural maintenance of chromosomes protein 3-like. Gene Ontology annotation, cellular component: chromosome. The transcript has 8 exons. The coding region runs from base 380 to 3913 and encodes 1177 amino acids. The record is from RefSeq and is a predicted model, not a curated record. Gene Ontology annotation, molecular function: ATP binding; protein binding; double-stranded DNA binding. Lineage: Eukaryota; Metazoa; Arthropoda; Insecta; Diptera; Cecidomyiidae. Gene Ontology annotation, biological process: mitotic sister chromatid cohesion.
AUGGUGAAAACUGUCAAAACCAACAAUGUUUCGAUGCCCAAGACAACUCCACUUUUUGAACGCAGUGAAAUUAUGAAAAAUUUUUUGACAGAUAUUUACUGUGUUCGGACUGAAUUUCAAUGCAUCUGACUGUGUGUGUGCUGUUGACGGAGUUUGGAAUAUGAUUUUAUUCACGUCGCACAAACAAAUGUAACACAAGAUAAAAGUUACUAUCGGAAAUUUAUCAUAUGGUGCUGAUGGUGAUGGCAUCGGUUUCAAGCGACACUUCGUUGUGAAAUAUGGUUUGAUGUGAGACAACCAAUCAUUUGUACACGGGCAUUUAAAUAGCAGACACCAGAUUGGAAGCAGCAAAAUAGCAGUGAACUCAAAGAGAAUAAAGAUGCGGAUCGAAAAGGUGCUCAUUGUUGAUAGCAAAAAGGAUAAUGAAAACUUUGUGCUGGGGCCAAUUGAUGGCGUUAAAAGUGCUAUUCUAAUUGGAGAUACUUCGAAAAGUGCAUGGUUGAAAGCCAUAACAUUUGCGUUAGGAUACUCAAACGAACUGAAUAGUCUUCCUCGUGAAUUUCGCAAUUUCAAUGGCUCCGUCGAAUUGACACUAAACUUUGAAAAUUCAGUUCAAAAUGACACCACCAAAGCAUUUUUCAAGAGUCUCGGCAAUAUUCAAACUGGCAACAAGAUUUUACUUCGUCGUUCAAUUCAAUCGCAACAAAUCGAAUAUUUUCUCAACAAUGGUUUGGUCGAACGUUUGGAUGUGAAAAAUUUUCUGCAAACUUUCAAUUUUUCGCCAUCGUAUCCAUUCCAGUAUUCCGUGCACAGCGACGACAUUGCUCUGGUGGAACUGAGCGAUGACGCAGAUCGAUUGCAGUUCUUAAAAAAUUGUUGUGGCGUCGAUGAGUUUUGUGUAAAACGAGAUAAAUCAAUACGCAUUCUGAAAGAGACCGAAGAGCAAAUUCGGAAAAUUGAUGUGUCGCUGAUGAAAAUCAAUUUACAGCUUGAAAUAUUUGCGUCGAAUGAAAAACAGCAAAUUUAUCAAGAUUGGGUAAAGCGCGAAAAGGAGCUGGGCCACUUCAAACGAUUGUAUCGCAUAAAAAAGAUGCAAGCUGAGCUUCAACAGCGGAAAGCGGAUAUCGAUAAGCAGACGAACGCCAUUGCAGUGAAUAAAAAUGCCAUAAUUCAAAAUGCGGAGAACAGCAAAGAGGUGCGACGCCAAAUUAAAUUGAUUUCGGAUAGCCUGAAUGCGUUGAGAAUGGAUGAGCGGCAGCUGGUAUCAGAAAUUGAGCAAAGUGAACAUGCAAAACAUUCGCUGGAAGCCACAAUUGUCGAUCUUCAAGGAUUUGUCCAGCAGGGUUCAUUGAACGAAGAAUUUUCCAUUCACAUGAGACAGGUGUAUCGAGAAAAAAUCGACCAGACCAGCUCCCAAAUUGGCGACAUUGAUGCCGAAAUCGAACGCAUUGCCGAACGUAAACACAUUAUCGACCAGCAAGUGAGCGAACUGGAAGCACGAGUCGCAUCGAUUGUGAUGAAUUGUCAACAAAAUCAACGACUGGGUACACAAUUUCAAUCGGUUGACAAACGAAAUGAACACCUUUCAGUGCUCGUUAAGAGAGCGAAAAAUGCAAUCGCUCGCGAGAAUCGGAAUGUAAACAGAUUAAAAGGCGAAAUUCAACAAGAGAUGGAAGAAUUGAAACGAUUGAGCACCGCUCGUACAGAACACAACGAACAGCUGGCCGAAAUGAACGUCGACGAUGAAACUCAAUCAUUCUAUCAGCAGCAGAAUGUGUUUGAGAAUUUGGAAAAUCAGAGAUGCGAAUUGGUUGAACAAAACGAGUCAUUGUUGGAAAAGUCGAUGGAGCUCAAACUGAAUUUGGAACAAGUUUAUGAUAAGCUGCGGUCACGAAUCGGAAACUCAAUUUUCGACGGCUUCAAGUCAAUGGAGACACUAAUGCAGAAGGCGACGAAUGAACUGAAGUGUCGUUAUUUCGGACGAGUUAUCGACAACUUUUCGUGUGAUGAUCCGGUUAAGCACGAAUUAUUGCCAAAUUUGAUGGGUGUACACUUAUUUUAUCACAUCGUUGAUUCAGCAGAAACAGCCACGCAGAUUCUGUCCCGUUUGAAUGCUGCCAAUUUACCAGGAGAAGUGAAUUUCUUCGCACUCGACAUCAUUGACAGCUAUGAAUUUGAUGAGAACGACGUUGUGUCAAGUCUAACAUUUGAUGCGAAAUUUCAGAAAGUGUUUGAGAAAAUCUGUUGCGAAUCACCAUCAAAUCCGAAAGACAUGGCAAAUCGGUCAAAUGACACAAUAAGUGUGAGCUCUUUGGACUCGGGAUUCAUCGAGGAAAAUGGUGCGAUUAUUGGGGUAGAAUUGGCUACUGACAUCAAUUCGAUGGAAUUGUAUCAGCAGCAUCAAGAUUUGGCUGAUAUGGAAGAGGCUACGCGAUAUGAGCUCAGUGAAAAUUCGUAUCGAAUGGACUCAACGAUGGAGCAAAUUAGCGAAACCAGUACAACAUUGGAACAACAACACCAAGCGAUGAGCCAUAUUCAACAGGUUCAAUCUUCUGUGGCACAAAUUACUAAGGCCAUCAAUCUGUGCGAAAUGCGCAUUCAAACAAAGCAAACGGAAUUAGAGAAGCACGAGACCAAAGUGAAUGGAUUGGCUGAGGCAAAGAAUCGUUACGAAACUGAGAUGAAAUCGGAAUUGUUGACAGAACGGGAAACAAAAUCAAUCGAAUCGGUAGAAAUUGCAAUUGUUGCGAAGAAAGUUGAGCUUCAGCAAGUCAUUGCCGAAAUCAAGAAUUGGCAAAAGAAACGCGACACUAUAUUCGAUUAUCAUGAGAACAGUCUGAUGACCCCAUACUCCGUUUUGGAAGAGCAGUCACGGACACAUUCAGACAAUUUGGCCGAACUGAAUCGACAAACGGAAAUGUUGUUGCAAUCCGAAGAGGCUAAGCGACAAGCUGCCGAGGAAUUGGUUCAAAUUCGACGUCAAGUGGCUGCACUGCGGAAUGAACAUGAGUCGAAACGUGUGGCUUUGAAAGAUUCGGAACAGGAAAAGAUCACGUUGGAACAGUCACAAACGUAUUUGUUUGCCGCAUUGGACGAUAUGAAACUUCAGGUGCAAAACUUGAGCACUGCUUUGAUUCGGCUACGGGAACAAAAACCAUAUGAUGCAACUCACAUACACAAUCCGGACAUAGUGCAAAUGUCUGAGGAAGACAUCGAUAAUCACCUGAGCAUUGCGCGCUAUCAACUGAAAACGUAUGAAAACACCGAUAACUUCGACCUGAAUAUGCUGGACACAUUCACCAAGGAACGUGAAAAUUUCAUGCGGCGUCGAUUUGAACUCACGCAAAUGGAGAGCAAAAUUUCACAGGCAAUGGCAAAAAUGGAGGCAAGCAUCAAAACUUCAAUUCGAAACACAUUUUAUGAAUUGGCCAAGCAUUUUUCGACGAAUUUCAAGAGAUUCGUACCGCGCGGUGCAGGAAAGUUGCAAUUGAUCGAAGCAGCAAGUGCUGAGAACGAUGAUGCAUUGAUGCAGAAUAGAAAUCAAGAAGCCAUUGGCCUGAAUAUUUUUGCACGAUUCGACCAAAGCGAAGACCAAUUCGACCAUUUAUUCGGACAGAAGCGACGAGUCGUUGCAUUGGUUUUCAUCAUUAGUAUGCAGCAACUGUGUCCAGCUCCAUUUUAUCUGAUUGACUGCAUUGAAGAGUUGAUUUUUUAUCCAUAUCUCGAGCCGUUGAUCAUUUACUUGAACGAGCUAUCAAAUGGGUCGCAAAUUAUCGCCACAUCGAGCAGUCAUCGCAUGCUAAAUGGACCGAAUUUCAUUGAUAACAUUUUCCGAUCGACCGCUUGCAAUGGCAUACCACAAGUCGAGCGAAUUCCUUACGCAGAAGUAGAAGAAGAAGAAGACACCGUCUAAGCAGACACGUUACAAUGCUCAUUAUUUAUUCGGUUGAGUUCUUUUUUUUUAAGUUCAAUAUUUUUUUUAUGACUUUCAAUAUUUUACGAGAAAAUCAAAAUUCAAACUAAAAAUGGAAAACGAAGAAAGAGGAAAAAAAAAUAUGUAAUAAGAAUGAAACACAAUGUCGUUGUUGAGUAAAUUCAUCGUGUGCAGACACUUCAGUAGGGUGCGACUUAAAGCGAGCCAUAAAAUGCCAAACAAAAUAAGGAACAUUUUUCGUUAUUUGUUAUGGAAAACCGAAAGUUGUUAUAUGGUGCAAAGAAUGCAUUUGCCAUGUCGAAACCACAUGCUCGUACACUGUUGUUUUUUUCUUCCUUCCCUUUCGUUCUGUAUGAAUAAAAAUAUUUACUAUAAAAACAA